Messenger RNA from Mesorhabditis belari, 993 nucleotides. NCBI's taxonomy places the organism in Eukaryota, Metazoa, Nematoda, Chromadorea, Rhabditida, Rhabditidae. The record is from the annotation of a GenBank genome assembly.
AUGGGAGAUUCAGAAGAUGAGCAAAUCGUUAAUUACGAAGAAGUGGAGGAAGAUCUUGCCGAAAUCGAGGCACGUCAAAAACAGUCAACAUCGGGCGGAUUAUUAAUCACCAAACACGAGGUGUUGCCGACCAAACGUGGCUUAAAACGUUUGGAUCACUUGCGUGAGCAAAGAAUUACUGAUGCCAUCCCACUCUUCGCAAGUAAAAUCUGGAAAAAGAAACGCUUAGCGAAAUUGCUACAUGGCUACUUCACUUAUGCACUCUAUUCAGCCGUCGGCACUUGGGAUCCACUUGAGUCGGAAGAAUUGGAUUCGAUUACGAAAGCGUUUACAACGAUCAACGAGUUGAAUGAGGAAAUUUGCGGUAACCUGACCGAACUUGCGGGCUUUCCCAAUGAAUAUGUGGAAGCGACAAAGAAAUUUUCAACUCUGGGAACAAUGGAACUUCGCCAAUAUGUAAAGAAAACGAAAAAAUUUGGGGUGGUCAAAGUCGAAACAUCGGAAAAUGAUGAAGCUCAGCUUGUUUGUCAAGGUUUUGGCCAUCACGGGUCCAGCCAGAAGCGAGCCACUUGUAGUCUUGUACUUGGAAAUUUUGCGAGUAAUCGUAACAAAACGAAUUAUGCCACACAGGAAAGGGCGACAUUUCUGCUCUGCGAUCGCCAUUUUUCACUUUGCAAGGUCUAUUUUGAGUUGACCAAGAUGGACCGAAAUUUUUAUCACAAUGCUCAGUAUCAGCUCAAUCGCUUUUCGCACGCAGAUGAGCCUAAAACAUCAGCUACGGCAAAAGAAAGAGUCGCUCGCAUAACCGAACAAGUUUAUGAUGCAAUAAUCGCACAAACGCUUGGCCUCUACCAUCGUUUGUUAAUUUUUGGAAAACCCGAGCAACUUUCGAGAUGGAUUGUCGAACCCUACGAUGAACAAGAGAAAAGACUACGAGAAGAAGUUGACCAGAAGCGCAGAGAAAAGAAAUCAAAAAAAGAACCCAGUAAUCUU